AUGGCAAGGCUUCGACGCGAAACGACGAGUAAUGAAGGAAGCUAUCUUCCUCCAUCGCCAAAUACCCGGCCGUUGCGCGUAGUGGCUGCCGGAACACUGUUCCAAACCCAUACCCUUUCGAUACCCACGCAUCCCGAACCGAGUGGUGUCAUUCGUGCCCACUCAGUGGAGAAGACCAGGGGAGGAUCAGCUAAUCUCGUUUUGUCUCUACUGGCCCAGUUUGCCAAUGUCGAUGCGGCUUUGGUGGCCUCAUUGGGAGGUAACGAGGAGGGAAAAGCUGUUCUCAAGGAACUGGAAAGGGAAGGCGUGAACACACAGUAUUGCAAGAUUUGGAAGGACGCCGGCGUUCCGAGUGCUUGGGUGCUACAUUCCGUGAACAACGGAUCUCGUUCAGUAAUAAACCAUAAUCCAUUGCCGGAUAUCACCCACGAGGAUUUCAUUUCGCUCCUUGGUCCUCUGUUGGCCCCCGAGAACUACCCAAAUCUGUUCUCUCCAAGCAAUAGUCCUACCAUCCCAGCUUACGGAUCGACUUCCUCUCUGCAGGCCAACACACCCCGACCUUCCCAGACAGGUCCCCGACCAACACCGUUCCUUCACAAUCCCAAUAGCCCCGCCCCUUUCGAUUGGUUACAUUUCGAGGGUAGAUCGGUCAAGACCACCUUGAGUAACAUAACCGGACUGGAUGGCCUUGCACGCGAAAAGAAAUGGAGAAGCCACUGUGUCUUUAGUAUCGAUGUUGGCCGGAGGGGCAGGCAGGGUGUGGAGGCGUUGAUUCCUUACGCUGACGUGGUAUUCUUGAAUAAACAUUACGCGCAAGCCCAUUCGCCUCACUACGCGUCCACGCCCCGAACUUUCUUGCUCUCCCUCACAUCCAUCGCACCACCUCACUGCUUGCUGGUGGCGCAUUGGGGAACGGAAGGCUCAGCCGUGCUCUCCCUCCCGACGAAGGAAUACUUCCAGAGCUCAGGGUGGGUAGAAGAAAAGCCCCCUUCCGAUGCCUACGACACCAAUGGAGACCAUGGGGGAAGAAACGAUCCGUCACUUCGAUCCGUCAGGAGCGGAAGUGAUUUCUGGGCUGGAGAUAGGAGCAGGACACCGUCCACCACCGCAUUCACCGCUGGGGACUUCCUUUCGGACAGCGGACACGGCCAUUCGACUAUGAACUCGUAUUCUCAUCGGCAUAUGGGACACAAUCCAAACUCGAGCGGUCAAUACACAACCACGGAUUAUUCGCGUGACCUCUACCGCGAUGACAUUUCACAGAGAACGGAGACAGAUGAUCGAGGGAAUGACGGAGUGGUCGACGAGGUUGGUGCGCACGAUGCGUUUAUUGCGGGGAUGAUCUUUGCCUUGAGUCGAAAGCUGUGUCCUGGGCUACCGUACACGCCUGCAUGGUCUGGAGAGGAUCCCAGUUCGUUGUCCAGUGACAAUGAACGCACUAGAUGGAAGUUGGAUGAAUGCCUCAGGUUUGCAACCGAGCUUUCUGGCAGAAAGGCACGUCGGAAAGACUGGGCCGGGUUGGCGGAGGAGAUGGUACAAGCUGGUUGGUUCGAUUCGCCCUGA
Messenger RNA from Coprinopsis cinerea okayama7#130, 1563 nucleotides. RefSeq lists its product as hypothetical. The record is from RefSeq and is a predicted model, not a curated record. Bases 1 to 1563 code for a protein of 520 amino acids. The transcript is spliced from 5 exons. Lineage: Eukaryota; Fungi; Basidiomycota; Agaricomycetes; Agaricales; Psathyrellaceae.